AUGGUCGAUUCUGUUGUUAGAUGUGUUUCCGCUUUGCCUGUUAGUUGUUGUAAAUCAAGUUCCUUUACUCGUCAUAUAUUCUUGAGUGGGGGACUUGCAGUUGGUAAGACAACUAUCCUUAAUUAUUUACGAAGUGUGUGUAUUGAUAUGGAAGAUGUGUUUUUUGUUCAAGAGUAUAUAGAUUUUGAUAUUGAUGGUGAAUCGCGUUUAGAAUGUUUACAUCGUGGUGUGAUAAAGAAUUAUCAAUUCCAGAAAUAUGUAUUAGGAUGUUAUAGAAAACAGUUUAUGAAACAGGAGUUCAGGCGAGCAACAAUUGUUAUAUGGGAAAGACAUUUAAGUGAAGCUCUUAGUAUAUUUUGUGAUGGUGAUGAAUCUCUCACCAUUGAAGAACGUGAAGAUAUUAAAAAUGAUAUAGAUGAUUUAUGUGAAAUGUAUGAUAUUCCUAGCUUAGAUAAUAUUAAUGUUAAAUUUGUCAAGGUUGAUACGGCAGCAAUCGAAAUUAAACAAGUCAUACAACUUUUAUUAAAUGGUGUUAUUUAUCCAAUGUUAAUGAAAAAUUAUAGACAUGAUUUAUUUGUUUUGUUGUAUUGUGGAGAUUUAAAAGAACAGUUUCGCAGAGUAUUACAAAGAGGAAGAAAUGUCGAACUAGAUAUGUAUAAAACGAGUGAGGAUUUGCUUAAAAUCAAUGAUACUUAUUUUGAAUUUUAUUUAAAACAUGAUAAAUUAAUUAAUUGA
Entamoeba dispar SAW760 is the source of this 735-nucleotide messenger RNA. RefSeq lists its product as uncharacterized. Gene Ontology annotation, molecular function: deoxynucleoside kinase activity. The transcript has a single exon. Gene Ontology annotation, cellular component: mitochondrion; cytoplasm. Bases 1 to 735 code for a protein of 244 amino acids. The record is from RefSeq and is a predicted model, not a curated record. NCBI's taxonomy places the organism in Eukaryota, Evosea, Mastigamoebida, Endamoebidae.